Hypoxylon trugodes is the source of this 802-nucleotide messenger RNA. Its product is annotated as ETC complex I subunit conserved region-domain-containing protein. Bases 104 to 742 code for a protein of 212 amino acids. NCBI's taxonomy places the organism in Eukaryota, Fungi, Ascomycota, Sordariomycetes, Xylariales, Hypoxylaceae. The transcript is spliced from 3 exons. The record is from RefSeq and is a predicted model, not a curated record. Gene Ontology annotation, biological process: electron transport chain.
UCUCAUAGUUAAAACACAACAUUCGCAUUUCCUAAGGUCCUUUAACACAACCUAUCCGCCUACGUCAGUUUGCGACGAUCGGACCUGGAGAUAAUCAAUUCGCAUGUACAAAAUGGCGUCCCUCAGGUCCCAAGCGGCGGCAGCAACUCUGCUACGAAGCGCGCGAUUAGUUCCGAGUAGACAAGCUCUAGCGAUGGCACAGAGACGAUUCAAGUCCGACGAUGCAGCAACGUCCCUCGAAACCACCGCACCCGCCCCCCUUCCCGAAGAGAGACCUCAUAACGCCCCGGACUAUGGCGUUCACAUCGACAAGGCGACAUCCACAUUCACCCCCGUACCAAAACGAGUAAUGGACGGUAGCGAAGACCACGGUAUCCUCCCCGCAGCCGUACUUUCCGGUGCUCCAAUUGAGCUACAAGCAAGAACCGUCCGCAUCUACCAACCCACGAAACCUGCCACACAAUCCGGAACGUGGGGAAGCCACCAUUGGAGAAUGGAUUGGGAUGUUCUUGCUAGGGGACACCGAUGGGAGAAUCCUCUAAUGGGAUGGCAAUCCUCCGGUGACUUCAUGCAGGGCACCAAGCUCGAAUUCAAAUCCAAGGAGGAUGCCAUUGCUUUCGCUGAGAAGCAAGGAUACGAAUAUUUCGUACAAGAGCCAAACGAGCGAGCUUUCACACCAAAAGCCUACGCCAACAACUUCUUAUACUCACCCAAAAAGCUUAAGCACAUCCGAACCAAAUAGACAGUAGCAUAGUAAUAUGGGGAAAAGCAAGUGUGGUUUUGUACAUAUACUACUAGACAA